This is a messenger RNA of Miscanthus lutarioriparius, 2775 nucleotides long. Lineage: Eukaryota; Viridiplantae; Streptophyta; Magnoliopsida; Poales; Poaceae. The record is from the annotation of a GenBank genome assembly.
AUGAGGAUCAUGAUCAAGGGAGGCGUGUGGAAGAACACGGAGGACGAGAUCCUCAAGGCGGCCGUGAUGAAGUACGGCAAGAACCAGUGGGCGCGCAUCUCGUCGCUGCUCGUCCGCAAGUCCGCCAAGCAGUGCAAGGCCCGCUGGUACGAGUGGCUCGAUCCGUCCAUCAAGAAGACCGAGUGGACAAGGGAAGAGGAUGAGAAGUUACUUCAUCUUGCUAAACUCAUGCCUACUCAGUGGAGGACAAUUGCACCUAUUGUAGGUCGAACACCAUCUCAGUGUCUUGAACGUUAUGAAAAACUGCUUGAUGCUGCAUGUGCGAAGGAUGAAAAUUAUGAGGCUAAUGAUGAUCCUAGGAAGCUGCGGCCUGGCGAGAUUGACCCAAACCCUGAGUCAAAGCCUGCACGUCCUGAUCCUGUUGAUAUGGAUGAAGAUGAAAAAGAAAUGCUUUCUGAGGCUAGGGCCCGCUUAGCUAACACUAGGGGUUUUUAUGAUACUGUUGGUGAAGACAGGCCACUUGAACAUGUACAGUUUCCAACAACCAUUGAGGAGCUUGAAGGGAAGAGAAGAGCAGAUAUAGAGGCACAAUUAAGAAAACAAGAUAUCGCCAGGAACAAGAUCCUGCAGCGACAGGAUGCCCCUGCUGCUAUAAUGCAAGCAAAUAAACUAAAUGAUCCAGAAGCUGUCACAAAGAGGUCAAAGCUAAUGCUGCCGCCUCCCCAAAUUUCUGACCAUGAGUUAGAGGAGAUAGCAAAGAUGGGCAAUGCUGGUGAUCCUGCUUUAGCUGAUGAGCUUGGUGAAGGAAGUACUGCCACAAAAACCUUGCUUGCCAGCUAUUCUCAGACUCCAAGGCUUGGUAUGACACCAUUGCGAACUCCGCAGCGAACUCCAGCUGGGAAAGGUGAUGCAAUUAUGAUGGAGGCAGAAAAUCUUGCACGUCUUAGAGAAUCACAAACACCUCUAUUAGGAGGUGACAACCCAGAGCUUCAUCCAUCAGAUUUCUCUGGUGUUACACCACGUAAGAAGGAGAUACAGACUCCAAAUCCAAUGGCAACACCUUUGGCAAGCCCUGGCCCUGGUAUUACUCCAAGGAUUGGUAUGACACCAUCCAGAGAGGGGCACAGCUUUGGUUUAACACCGAGAGGAACUCCUUUUCGUGAUGAACUUCGUAUAAAUGAAGAGGUGGAAAUGCAGGACAGCACUAAACUUGAGCUUCGUAGGCAAGCUGAACUGAGGAAAAGCCUGCGAUCUAGUUUUGCUUCUAUUCCACAGCCAAAGAAUGAGUACCAGAUAGUCAUGCCACCUAUUACGGAGGAUGAGAAAGAAGAAGCUGAAGAGAAAAUUGAAGAGGACAUGUCAGACAGACUGGCACGAGAAAGGACUGAGGAACAAGCUAGGCUUGAGGCAUUGCUCAGAAAGAGAUCCAAAGUGUUGCAGAGAAGUCUGCCUAGGCCACCGGCUGCUUCAGUAGAGAUUAGACGGCAAUCUCUUAUUAGAAGUGGAGAAAACAGAAGCAGAAGCACCUUUGUGCCUCCUACAUCACUUGAACAAGCUGAUGAACUAAUAAAUGAGGAGCUCUUUAGGCUUCUUGAGCAUGAUAAUGCAAAAUAUCCUCUUGAUGAAAAAACUCAAAAAGAGAAAAAGAAAGGAAGCAAGCGUCAGCAAAAUGGAGGACCCCUUGUCCCUGAAAUUGAUGAUUUUGAUGAAGAUGAACUAAAAGAGGCUAGUUCUAUGGUUGAAGAGGAGAUUCAAUACCUUCGAGUUGCCAUGGGUCAUGAAAAUGAAUCGUUUGAGGACUUCGUGAAAGCACAUGAUGCAUGCCAAGAGGACCUUAUGUUUUUUCCUACCAACAAUAGCUAUGGUUUAGCUAGUGUUGCUGGAAAUGCAGAUAAGAUUUCUGCUUUGCAAAAUGAGUUUGAAACUGUGAAGAAGCGAAUGGAUGAUGAAGCUAAGAAGGCUUCUCGGCUUGAGCAGAAGAUUAAGCUUCUGACACAAGGAUAUCAGGUACGGGCUGGAAAAAUGUGGUCACAGGUCCAAGAUACAUUCAGGCAGAUGGACACUGUUGCAACAGAACUCGAAUGCUUCCAAGAGCUGCAGAAACAGGAACAUCUUGCUGCUUCAUAUCGAAUCCUAAAUUUGACUGAAGAAGUGAAUAAACAGAAAGCCCUAGAAAGGACCCUCCAGAGCCGCUAUGGUCAGCUGGUUUCUGGUUUCCAGAGGAUCCAAGAACAGCUUGAGGAGCACAAGAAGCGACUCAAGGUACAGGAGGUAAUAGAAGCCGAAAAUCGUGCUCAUGAAGAGGAAGUUGCGGCACCGAAUCAUGCUGCUGAGGAAGAGGAUGAAAGGAAGCCUCUCAGCUCUGAAGAGAAAUCACAGCAAACAAGUAGAGCUACUGAUGAAGAAGCUGCAGGAAGCAAGGGAACCACCAAAGAUCAAAUGGAUGUGGACAGCGGGAAUGGAGACGGAGUCGUAGGCCCUAUCCCACCAACACCAAACACUGAAGGGGAUAAUGAUGAAGUAUCAAUUCAGGAUAACACUUCUAACACUCGGAGUAGUGACUGUACCUCCACGAAGGAUGGGGCUGACAAGAUCAAUCAAGUCAAGUUAGGAGGUCAGGAUAAAGAAGAUGACAAUAUGGCUGUUGAUGCUGGCCCUCGGGAAGAGGGCAAGGAUGAACUUGCACCUGUUGGUGCCAGCAUAAGUGAAGAAAACACCACUGUAUCUUCGGAUCAAGAUGUCUCAAAGGAUGGUGAAGGCAUGGCUCCUGAAUGA